AUGGGAAGAGAAAACAUAUUACACUACUUACAAGAACAUAAUGAAACUGACAAAGAACUAGAAUUGGCUUCCAAAAAUGGUUCUCAACAAGAAGAGGAAGGUGAUGGAGUCCCUCAAUUCAAACGCAAAGUUGCUGCCCAUUCCAAUUUCCCCUUUACUUUAUCUUCAGAAUCAACUAUUACUGACUAUUUAAACAAUAACAAAUUCUAUGUUGAUUCAAUAAAACAUAACCAUGGUGAUCAAAUAUUUCAGUUGAAUGGCCAAGGUCAAUCUCCCCAUACUUUAUGGAUUGGAUGUAGUGAUUCAAGAGCAGGAGAACAAUGUUUAGCCACAUUACCAGGGGAAAUCUUUGUUCAUCGAAACAUUGCCAACAUUGUCAAUUCAAAUGAUUUCAGUUCACAAGGAGUUAUACAAUUUGCCAUUGAUGUAUUAAAAGUUAAGAAAAUCAUUGUAUGUGGUCAUACAGAUUGUGGAGGCAUUUGGGCAUCAUUGUCAUCUAAAAAAAUUGGUGGUGUAUUGGACUUGUGGUUAAACCCUGUACGUCAUAUCAGGGCACAAAAUUUAAAAUUACUCGAACAAUUUAAUCACGAACCUAAAUUGAAAGCUAGGAAAUUGGCUGAAUUGAAUGUCAUUGCUUCGGUUAUUGCAUUAAAGAGACAUCCUAGUGCUAGUGCUGCUUUAAAACAGGGGAAAAUUGAAGUUUGGGGUAUGAUUUAUGAUGUUUCUUCGGGAUACUUAUCGGAAUUGGAAAUUCCUCAGGAUGAAUUUCAUGAUUUGUUUCAUGUUCUGGAUGAAGAAGACGAAUCAGCUCAUAAUCCUCAUUAG
Molecule: messenger RNA, 825 nt
Organism: Lodderomyces margitis
Lineage: Eukaryota; Fungi; Ascomycota; Pichiomycetes; Serinales; Debaryomycetaceae
Gene: NCE103
Product: carbonate dehydratase
Exons: 1
Coding region: 1-825 (274 amino acids)
Biological process (GO): carbon utilization; cellular response to oxidative stress; cellular response to carbon dioxide
Cellular component (GO): cytoplasm
Molecular function (GO): carbonate dehydratase activity; zinc ion binding
Source: RefSeq, a predicted model, not a curated record